GACAAACACGUUUUCCCUGUACGAUGGGCGAUUGCAGUGUCGUUUAUCGCUGAUGUAAAUAGUUGUAUAUUUCGCAUGGUACCUGAUUAAUUGUUACAAUAUAUACUAGUUUACAUGCGUGCAACAAUAUGCCUAUAUCAAGAAAAAGGUCCAGUAAAAGGUCUAAUACCGAGACCAAAAAUAAUUUGAUUGGAGAUGUUACUAUCAACGAUUUCGCUAAUUCUUCACGAAUCCAUGCAAGACCGAAAAAGGCAUCGAUCGGUGGAUCUGUUGAUUAUGUGGAACAAAAAGUGACAAUCGAUGAUGAAGUUUGGAAUGAAACAGAUCAAUCCUAUGAUUUACAUUUACCUGAUACAGAUAAUUUUAAAAAGAACAGUGAAGGAUUGACUCAUCAAGUAAGACAUAAAAAGACAGCAAUUUAUUCUAUAAAUGUGGAAGAAAAAGAAGAAGAAGUAGGUAUAGAUUAUCCACUCGAUGUAUGGUUUAUUAUAUCAGAGUACAUUUGUCCAGAGGCUGUAGGUAAAUUUGCACGAAUAUGUAAAAAUUCUUAUCAUGUAACUAAAACUGGCAAAUUUUGGUUUCAUUUAUAUAAGACUUACUACAGACCUAUACCUGGUUUACCAGAACGUCUUCAGCCACAAUGCAUGGUCCGCAUGCAUGGAUUGCGUGCUUGUGUUAUUAGAACAUUACAUUACAUCUAUUUUGCUUCAAAAAAAGGCAUCGACAAUGUUUCCUAUUAUCGACAGGAAGACCUCUUCUCAUUGGCCCAUUAUAGACUUCAUUCUCUCGUAAAACGAAAAUGUUGUUUAAUGUGGCAUAAAAAGGAAAAGCUAGUGUGGUACUUCUACUUUAAAUUGAAAGAAAUACCAAAAUCGAGCAGAAAUUCAAUGAAAGAGAAGCCUAAACUAAAUGGUAGAAAGACAGAUUUUAUUGAAAUGUUGGAAGAUGUAGCUGUAAAUCCAGAACAAGGCUGUAAACUACUUAGGGUAGCCUGUCAGAGGUAUAGCAUGCUACCACAAGUAACUGGAUUAAUUCUACAGAAGGUGGCGAUAUUAAAGCAAGGUAUAUACCAAUUACAGUUGGGUUUUGGAACGUCGGAUGUUCCUAAUACAUUAACGCAUCAAGUCAUAUUAAACGACGUUGUUGAUUGUCAAGUUCUGAAUUGGUGGCAUCCAUCUUAUCCCCAUCAAGAUACGGUUACUACCAUUGAAUUACCGCAGAACGAUUCAUGGGAUCAGAAUAUACUGUAAAAUAAUUCCAUACUUUACCUUAAAAGAAAUAAGACAUAAGUAUGACUUGUAUAAUAUAGUGGCUGUGUAAAUAACAAUAUUAAAUAUCUGUUAAGUAAAUUUGAA
Messenger RNA from Megalopta genalis, 1355 nucleotides. It is a transcript of the gene fsd, whose product is annotated as transmembrane protein fates-shifted. Gene Ontology annotation, biological process: regulation of protein stability. NCBI's taxonomy places the organism in Eukaryota, Metazoa, Arthropoda, Insecta, Hymenoptera, Halictidae. Gene Ontology annotation, cellular component: SCF ubiquitin ligase complex. The record is from RefSeq and is a predicted model, not a curated record.